UCUUUGGCUAUUUUCAGAUGGCCUCGGGAAAGAGAGGCAACGCCGCCUCUCAGAGGAAGGCAAAAAAGGAGAGAACUCAGAGAAGAACUGCAAAGAGCAAGCUAAGCAUGAAGCUGCUGGUGGACACCAAGGCGCAGCGCGUGCUGUACGCCGAGGCCGGCAAGGAAGUCGUCGACUUCCUCUUCUCCGUCCUCGCCUUGCCGCUCGGCAGAGUGGCCGGCCUCCUCCACACCCAGGCCGGCUCCAUGUCCGGCAGCGUCGGAAACCUCUACGAGAGCGUCCACGAGCUCGACGGUUCUUACAUGUGCCGCGACGACGCCAAGGCCGCCCUGGUCACGCCACCGGCCGGUGGCAAGCUCCACCAGCUGGUGCCAGGCCCCGGGUUCGUGCAGGGGGUCUUGACGUACACGGUCAUGGAUGACCUGAAGGUCGCGCCCAUGUCCAGCAUCUCCGCCGUCACCCUCCUCAACUCGUUCGGCAUCACCAACAUCGCCUCGCUCCAGGAGAAGACUGUUGAACUUGGCCACGUCGAGCGUUUGGGGAUACUGAGGGCGUCGCUGCGAUCGAAGAAGGUGCUCACGGACGUCUUCCUCGGGAAGAAGAACAAGAAACGGAAAGCCAAGGACGCGUUCCGCCAUGAAGCUGCCACUCGAGUUGUCAGGAGAAUUGCUGCUUGGCCUGGGCCAUGGCGCCCGUGGCACGUGAGCUCUCGGCCCUGCGCUGCUUGUUGUUUUCGCCGUGCUAGCUUCACGGCUUGCGAACGCGUGUUCCGCCACCGUGCCGGAAUUGUUCCUGGCUGGCGCAAGUAGCUAGUCACUUCUUCCUUUCGGUCAUUGUUGGCUCGAUGCUUUUGCAGAGUUGUGUGGUGUUGUCUCCAGUGAAGUUUGUAUCCGUCUCCGGUUUAUCUUACUCCUUGAUUUAUAU
Lolium perenne is the source of this 924-nucleotide messenger RNA. RefSeq lists its product as uncharacterized. The record is from RefSeq and is a predicted model, not a curated record. NCBI's taxonomy places the organism in Eukaryota, Viridiplantae, Streptophyta, Magnoliopsida, Poales, Poaceae.